Exaiptasia diaphana is the source of this 1310-nucleotide messenger RNA. RefSeq names its product cytosolic phospholipase A2. Gene Ontology annotation, biological process: glycerophospholipid catabolic process. The coding region runs from base 48 to 1310 and encodes 420 amino acids. The record is from RefSeq and is a predicted model, not a curated record. The transcript has 9 exons. Gene Ontology annotation, cellular component: cytosol. NCBI's taxonomy places the organism in Eukaryota, Metazoa, Cnidaria, Anthozoa, Actiniaria, Aiptasiidae. Gene Ontology annotation, molecular function: calcium ion binding; calcium-dependent phospholipid binding.
CUCCUUCGUAGUUUUCAUCCGCCAUCUUUGAUACUUAUAACAAUACCAUGAUGCACUUCGUGUUCAACACUAUGAAAGCAGUUCUUGCUGAAAAGGGCCCAAAAAACAUCAACGAAGUCCCUACCGUGGCUAUAGUUGGCUCAGGCGGGGGAUUUCGCGCCAUGACAGCGUUGAGUGGGACAUUUUGCGCUCUCAAGGACAUUGGAAUCGCGGAUUGCUCCAUGUACUUUGCAGGAUUGUCAGGAUCUUCAUGGUACAUCUCAACACUUUACUCUAAUCCUCACUGGCCUAAGAUUCACCCUGUAGARGUCAACAAAGAAAUCCGAGCUUGUGUGGCUAAGAACUGGGUUCGUCUUCUCUUUACGCCGUCCUGGCUCUACAAGCGUGUAUCAGCCAUCUUGGAAAAACAACGACGAGGAGAGCCAGUUAGCUUUACGGAUCUUUUUGGCUAUCUCAUCGGAGAUACUUUACUUGUUAAUCGAKACAAUCCCUUGUUAAGCAGUCAGCAGAAGACUUUCGAAGAUGGCACUAUACCAAUGCCUUUGUAUGCGUGUGUCCACGUCAAGAAGGAUGUCAGCGCUGAAGUUUUUAGUGAAUGGGUAGAAUUGUCACCGUUUGAAGUCGGCAUGUUAAAGUAUGGAACGUAUCUCACACCAGAAAAUUUUGGAAACAAGUAUUUUUGUGGUGUUUGCGUAGCUGAAUAUCCUGAGCCUCCUUUACACUUCAUACAAGGUUUUUGUGGCAGUGCGUUUACAAUCCUAAUGCAACGAAUACUUCACGAUCCUGCGGGAGCAAAACAGCACAUCGAAGAAUUGAAAUCACAUGGAGACGAUGGCCAGAAAGCAUUAAAGGACCAUAUUUGUUCGUCAGCCACUGAUCACGUGGACARUGAGGAAAGUGAUGACGAAACGGAUGACGUCAAAACUCCCAAACAGACUUCUGAGCAACAAAAUGACACAGAAAAAGAAAUAAGUGACGAAAGUACAUUGGAUCAAAUCACGAAUUACAUCGUCGAUAAAGUUAGCUUUUUGAAAACGCGCGAUGGUCGAGCUGCUCAGAUUCAUAACUUCUUGCGAGGAAUGGACCUGGUGUUUAACCCGAAAGAUCAUGCCAAAGACGAAAUCGCCAUCAAGAAACUAACCGCGUCAUCUCAAAGCAAACGCAUGAUGGUCUGUGAUGCUGGACUGGUGUUCAACAGCCCUUUUCCUUUACUGCUGCGGACAGACAGACAAGUUGACAUAUUUCUGUCUUUUGAUUACAGCUUCCAGUUGUUGUUCGCUGUUUUGAGCAUGCUAUAUCGGUAUUUCUAG